This is a messenger RNA of Bursaphelenchus okinawaensis, 1041 nucleotides long. The record is from the annotation of a GenBank genome assembly. Lineage: Eukaryota; Metazoa; Nematoda; Chromadorea; Rhabditida; Aphelenchoididae.
AUGGCUUCUCCAACGGUUUUCAAGCGUUUCGCUCCGGAAAUCGAGAGUGUGAAGGAGAUUCCGGAUUUGAAGAUCAUCAGGCCCAAGGCUUUUCCGGAUGAUCGUGGAUUCUUUUGCGAGACUUAUAAUGUUGAGGAGUGGGCCAAGGUUUUGGACUUUCACGAGGUCUUUAAACAGGUACGUUUAAUAUUGUUUUAGAGGGUUUGAGGUGGUUAUAGUGGUUUUAGAGCUGUUUUGUGGUUAAAUUAAGUCUUAUAAGGCCGAUCGAAUGCUUAUAGAAGAUGAAGAACAAUAUAUUUUAUUAAGUAGCAUAACAAAAAUUGUCAUAAAAUCGAAAAUUUUUAUUUUUUUGAUAGUUUUAACAUUUAUUCACGUACUAUAAAUUUUGGAUCAAAUACCUUAAUAUUUUUCAUUCAAACUCAGCUAAAACAAUAUUUUCAGGACAACCAUUCCUAUUCAAAGUACGGAGUUGUCCGUGGACUUCACUCUCAACCAGGCAUGGGCAAACUGGUGUCAGUAGUGAGCGGUAAAAUCUUUGAUGUUGCUGUAGAUGCUCGAUUGGACUCGCCAACUUUCGGCAAAUGGCACGCUGUGAUUCUGGAUGCUGAAUCUAAAACCAACUUCUGGAUUCCACCCGGCUUCUUGCAUGGUCUUCAAGUAAGAUUUUUUGGAUUUUUUGCUUUAUCUUGUUAAUAAGGACUAAAUUAUAUUACUUUAGGUGAGCCGUGAUAAGAAGCUUUACAAAAAUCCUUUUUUAUAUUCUCGAUUCUAUUCCAUAAGGUUAAAUAUGACCUAACAUGAUAAAAUCAAUCCAAAAAUAGCCUAAAAUCUCUGCUUUUUCAGGCCCUAUCUCCAGAAGGAGCACACGUUACCUACAAAUGUACUGGAGUGUAUGACCCAAAAACCGAGUACGGAAUCGAUGUCUUCGACAAGGAUAUCGGCGUAGAAUGGCCAAUCACCGACCCAGCUCAAAUCAUUGUUAGUGAACGUGACACUCAACAUCCGGGAAUUAGAAGCCUUCGUGACGCUCUCAAGGGAUAA